Messenger RNA from Peniophora sp. CBMAI 1063, 495 nucleotides. The record is from the annotation of a GenBank genome assembly. NCBI's taxonomy places the organism in Eukaryota, Fungi, Basidiomycota, Agaricomycetes, Russulales, Peniophoraceae.
AUGCCACGCAAAGCGCCCGUCGAGCCGCCGCCGCCACCGCCCGAGGUCAACGCUGUCGAGCAGCAGCGGCAGCUGUUGAUUGAGAACUAUAGCAUACACCGUGUGCCGGACUUGGAGCCCGAACGGGCGAUUGUGCAUCAGAUUGCUAGAGAUGCUUGUCCGGAAGGUACGAGGUUGACGCGCGACGCGGUUACGGCGAUCACGAAAGGCGCGAGUGUGUUUAUGCCUUACAUAUACUACAUGUCGGAAGACUAUGCGAUUGAGAAACAGCGCAAGUCCAUCCAACCGGCCGACGUCUUCAAAGCUCUCGAGAAGAUCGGGUUGGGCGACGUUGUCCCUGGGAUCCAAUCCGAGCUAAAAACGUACGAGGAACUGCAGAAGAAAGCGACCAAGGGCAAGGCACCUAAGAGUGGGAAGGGGUCUUCUUCUGCUUCUGGAUCCAAGGCCAAAGCCAAGAAAGACGCCGCAGCUGAGGAUAUGGCUGUUGACGAAUAG